Molecule: messenger RNA, 1233 nt
Organism: Lizanozyma spartinae
Lineage: Eukaryota; Fungi; Ascomycota; Pichiomycetes; Serinales; Debaryomycetaceae
Gene: SMM1
Product: Smm1p
Exons: 1
Coding region: 1-1233 (410 amino acids)
Biological process (GO): tRNA dihydrouridine synthesis
Cellular component (GO): cytoplasm
Molecular function (GO): tRNA dihydrouridine synthase activity
Source: RefSeq, a predicted model, not a curated record
AUGUUCCGUCAACUAUACGCGGGUAAGCUAUGCCUUGCACCUAUGGUUCGAAGCGGAGAACUCCCCACUCGACUUCUCGCGCUCAAGUAUGGGUGUGACUUAGUGUGGUCUCCAGAAAUAGUAGAUAAGAAAAUGAUCCAAUGUAGACGAGUUGAAAACUCCGAAUUGGAGACUGUUGAUUUUAUAGAACCUAAAGCUGAUAGGGUUGUUCUUCGUACCUAUCCCAAAAUGGAAAGGGACCGAUUGAUAUUUCAAAUUGGUACUGCUUCACCCGAAUUAGCAGUUGAAGCAGCUAAAUUAGUUAUUAAUGAUGUUGCAGGUAUUGAUUUAAACUGUGGAUGUCCUAAGCCAUUCCUGACUCAUCUGGGUAUGGGCCAGAGACUUUUAUCCAACCCCGAGCUAUUGACGGCUAUUUUGAAUGCUUUGUAUGACAAAGUUGGGAAACCAAAUAAUAAACCAAUCAGUUGUAAAAUUCGAUUGAUGGACUCUGUUACUGAGUCUUUACAGCUAAUUGAAACCAUUUGUCGAGAUACCAAGAUUUCCAAUUUGACUAUUCAUUGUAGGGAACGGACAAUGAGAAACCGAGAACUUCCAAUCAAAUCAUAUUUAAAAGAGAUCAUUGCAAUUGGUGAUAAAUAUGGGAUCAACAUAAUAAUUAACGGGGCAGUUCUUAAUAGAAAUCAAUUUGAACAAUUACAAAAAUAUUUGGACAAUUAUACCAUUGGUGCAAUGAUUGGAGAAGCAGCUGAAUCCAAUCCUACAGUAUUUAGUAAGCUUCCUAAGGGAUUUAAACAAGUGACUAAGGAAUUUCUUGAGUAUUGUGUCAAAUUUGAUAACCAACCACUGAACUCAAAGUAUAUAUUGUUGAAUCAGAUCCCACCAAAAGUACCUUCUCACAAGAGUUUUUUGUCGUCCAAAUCACAUGAGGAAAUGCUUACUUUGGUAGAGGGACUUGAUGACCAAGAGGGUAGUAAAAUCUUAAUCAAGACUUUACAAAAGCCUAAACUAUUUACACCACAAGAAUUUGAGGCUAAAGAGAGUUUCUUGAACAUUGACGAAUUUGAAAAUAUUCACAAGGAUAUCGACAGAUCACAGAUUCAAGGUAAAGGGAAGAAGAAUAAUAAUAACAAGAAGCAACAAAACAAGGGUAAUGAAAAUGAAUUUAAUGUUGAUUCAAGGAAAAGAAGUAUUGAGACUAAUGAUCCAACGGUAAAGAAGGUCAGGGCACAAUAA